UUUAUCCUCCAAGGGGAAAAUCUCUUCUCAGUCUCCCUCGUUUCUCCUUACUCCGCUUUCGGUUCUCUGUAAUGGCUUCCACGAAUGCUCCAACCGCUCAAAUUACCAACUUACACUGUGUAAAUGACCGUAGAAGCCCUACUUGUUCCUCAAUAUCCAUCUGCAACAAGCUAAAGUCAAGCACAAUUCCAGUUGGUCUACCAAGUUUGUCUUGGCCUAGAAGGAGAUCUGGGCAUACACAGAAAUCUAUACAUGUUUAUAGUUUAUUUGGUGGAAAAAAGGAAAAUAAUGAGAAGAAUGAAGACACUCCAUCAAAGGCAGGAAUUUUAGGAAACAUGCAAAAUCUAUACGAAACUGUUAAGAAGGCUCAGAUGGUCGUACAAGUUGAAGCAGUGCGUGUACAAAAAGAACUUUCUGCAGCAGAAUUUGAUGGUUAUUGUGAAGGUGAGCUAAUAAAGGCAACACUAUCUGGAAACCAGCAACCAGUACGUACUGAGAUCACUGAGGCUGCAAUGGAAUUAGGAACAGAAAAGCUGUCUCUUUUAGUAACAGAGGCAUACAAAGAUGCCCACCAGAAGAGUGUUCAGGCAAUGAAGGAAAGGAUGAAUAACCUUGCACAAAGCUUAGGUGUGCCACAAGGCCUCGAAGGGCUAAAGUGAAGAUGGUAUUCCCUGAUGCUGUCGAUUGAUACAAUCUUCAAUUUUGUAUACCAGCUGAACCAGAAUGGUCAUUUGCAUUGUGAAUAUGCUGUUAGAAUCUUAUCUAUUUCAAUCUUGCCUAAUCAAGUGUCCCUAAAAGAACUGAGGCGAUACUGGUUUUGCAUGAUUCGUUCACAACUCAAGUUCUUGAUCCUAUCAAGGUAAUUUUAAUCUUGUAUCUCCUCA
Messenger RNA from Nelumbo nucifera (sacred lotus), 884 nucleotides. RefSeq names its product nucleoid-associated protein At4g30620, chloroplastic-like. Gene Ontology annotation, molecular function: DNA binding. The record is from RefSeq and is a predicted model, not a curated record. Lineage: Eukaryota; Viridiplantae; Streptophyta; Magnoliopsida; Proteales; Nelumbonaceae.